AUGUCUGCUCCAGCUCAAAACUACAAGGUUGCUGAUAUUUCCCUUGCUGCCUUUGGUAGAAAGGAAAUCGAAUUGGCUGAACAUGAAAUGCCAGGUUUAAUGGCUAUUAGAAAGGCUUACGCUGCUGAACAACCUUUAAAGGGUGCCCGUAUCGCCGGUUGUUUACACAUGACUAUCCAAACUGCUGUCUUAAUCGAAACUUUAGUCGCUUUAGGUGCCGAAGUUACCUGGUCCUCUUGUAACAUUUACUCCACUCAAGACCAUGCUGCUGCUGCUAUUGCUGCUGCUGGUAUCCCAGUCUUCGCUUGGAAGGGUGAAACAGAAGAAGAAUACCUAUGGUGUAUUGAACAACAACUAUAUGCCUUCAAAGAUGGUGCUAAAUUGAAUCUAAUCUUGGAUGAUGGUGGUGAUUUGACCUCUUUGGUACACGAAAAACAUCCAGAAAUGUUAGAAGGCUGUUACGGUCUUUCUGAAGAAACUACCACUGGUGUUCACCACUUAUACAAGAUGGUCAGAGAAGCCACUUUGAAGGUCCCAGCCAUCAACGUCAAUGAUUCUGUCACCAAGUCCAAGUUUGACAAUCUAUAUGGUUGUAGGGAAUCUUUAAUCGAUGGUAUCAAAAGAGCCACUGAUGUCAUGUUGGCUGGUAAAGUCUCUGUUGUUGCUGGUUACGGUGAUGUCGGUAAAGGUUGUGCGGCUGCUUUAAGAGGUAUGGGUUCUCGUGUCCUUAUCACAGAAAUCGAUCCAAUCAACGCUUUACAAGCUGCUAUGGAAGGUUACCAAGUCGUUACCAUGGAAGAAGCUUGUAAAAUUGGUCAAGUCUACGUUACUACUACUGGUUGCAGAGAUAUCAUCAAAGGCGAACAUUUCUUACAAAUGCCAGAAGAUGCUAUUGUUUGUAACAUUGGUCACUUUGACAUCGAAAUCGAUGUCGCCUGGUUAAAGGCUAACGCUAAGGAAUGUGUCAACAUUAAGCCACAAGUCGAUCGUUACCUAUUAGAGUCUGGCAGACAUGUCAUCCUAUUAGCCAACGGUAGAUUAGUCAACUUAGGCUGUGCUACCGGUCAUGCCUCCUUUGUCAUGUCUUGUUCUUUCUCUAACCAAGUGUUGGCUCAGAUCGCUCUUUUCAAGGCUAAGGAUGAGGCUUUCAGAAACAAACACGUCGAAUUCCAAAAGACUGGUCCUUUCGAAGUUGGUGUUCAUGUCUUACCAAAGAUUUUAGACGAAGCCGUCGCUAAAUUCCACUUAGGUAACUUAGGUGUCCACUUAACCGAAUUAACUGACGUUCAAUCUGAAUACUUAGGUAUUCCAAAACAAGGUCCAUACAAAGCUGACCACUACAGAUACUAA
This is a messenger RNA of Arxiozyma heterogenica, 1350 nucleotides long. RefSeq names its product adenosylhomocysteinase (gene SAH1). The transcript has a single exon. Gene Ontology annotation, molecular function: adenosylhomocysteinase activity. Bases 1 to 1350 code for a protein of 449 amino acids. The record is from RefSeq and is a predicted model, not a curated record. Gene Ontology annotation, cellular component: cytosol. NCBI's taxonomy places the organism in Eukaryota, Fungi, Ascomycota, Saccharomycetes, Saccharomycetales, Saccharomycetaceae. Gene Ontology annotation, biological process: L-methionine cycle.